Messenger RNA from Lathyrus sativus (Indian pea), 312 nucleotides. Lineage: Eukaryota; Viridiplantae; Streptophyta; Magnoliopsida; Fabales; Fabaceae. The record is from the annotation of a GenBank genome assembly.
AUGUUGAAGUAUACCCCACAGUGGUCAGACAGACAGGAGUUUUAUGCAGCUUUCAUUCACUGCCCAUUUCUCGUGAAACUCUCUUCCUACAUCACACUCUCUCUUUUCCUUUCUUUCUCUUCCCAACGACAAUCUAUCUUCUCUCUUUUCUCAAUCAUCCGUGAACCACACUUUACUACACUACUAAAUAUCAUUCUACUAUUCUCUCUCAUUUCAUCUCUUCCAUUUCCUCACACCAAAGAGGUUACAACUUUUCAGCUACAAUCACUUUCACUUAUCUCAUCUUCUGUUACAAAGUCUGAAAGAUUCUAA